Molecule: messenger RNA, 747 nt
Organism: Raphanus sativus (radish)
Lineage: Eukaryota; Viridiplantae; Streptophyta; Magnoliopsida; Brassicales; Brassicaceae
Product: auxin-responsive protein SAUR62
Exons: 1
Coding region: 180-620 (146 amino acids)
Biological process (GO): response to auxin
Source: RefSeq, a predicted model, not a curated record
AAUGACAGAAUCCCACGGCUACCUUACACCUUCCACACAUUCUUAAUCCUUCUUUUUGGCCACAUCACAAGCUACCACAAACGCUAAUCACGUUUUGUAGUAUAUAUACAUGGAGAGAGAGAGAGGAAGGUAUAGUUUCAGACAGUAACAGACUAACAAACAGUACACACAACGGUAUUAUGUUGGUAACAGAUCAAAGAGCAGAGAGAUCAGAGUCGAAACAUAUGAAGAAAGGAUCUUGCAAGAUGAUGGAGAAGUGGAGAAAGUGUAAGAAAGGACACUUCUCUGUGUACACCAGAGAAGGCCGGAGGUUCGUUUUGCCGUUGGAUUAUCUGAAACAUCCAAUCUUUCAGGUGUUACUGGAGAUGGCAGAGGAAGAGUUUGGUUCCACAAUUUGUGGCCCUUUGAAGGUUCCUUGCGAUGGAGGUUUGAUGGACCACAUCCUCAUGUUGCUGAGAAAGAGAAGUUUGUCUUGCCAUGAUGAUGAUGAUGAUGAUGAUGUGAAGAAGAAGAACCAUGAUGUGUCCUGCAAAGAAGCUUCAUCGGUUUCAUAUUUCUUCCCUCUCUUUCGCUGCAACGCAGCCCAUGAUCAGACCAAGCUUCAGUCUCUAGUUUUUUAACACUUUUAUGCGUUGUGGAGAGCGCUUUUACAAACAAAAGUUAUUUCUGUUUUGUAUAUAAUAUAGAGAAACAGAUAUUCUGUAUAAGCCUUGCAAGUUUGUAUAUCAUAUUCAGUUUUGUCAGAGA